Messenger RNA from Passer domesticus (house sparrow), 2895 nucleotides. Its product is annotated as complex I assembly factor ACAD9, mitochondrial-like. Lineage: Eukaryota; Metazoa; Chordata; Aves; Passeriformes; Passeridae. The record is from RefSeq and is a predicted model, not a curated record. Bases 1211 to 2752 code for a protein of 513 amino acids. Gene Ontology annotation, molecular function: flavin adenine dinucleotide binding; acyl-CoA dehydrogenase activity. The transcript has 17 exons.
UUGUUCUUCAAGGAUGGAGGCUUCUUGUAAAUCUCUGCCUACAGUUUUGGUAGGAAAGAUUGGUGUUCUUGUGGUGCCUUGAGAUGCCACUGGACAAAGAAGUUAAAAUCUGAGAUGGAACGCUGUAUUAAGCAGAGUUUGUUACUGCAGGGCUUAGAGUGUGCAUUUAUCAGAGAUUGCAGGGUGAAGUAAACGGAAAGAAGGAAUAACUCAAAUCCACUGAAAUAAGUUGAGCAAUAAAGUCUCCUGCAAUGGAGCUUGUCAGAUAAGGUGUUAAAACAGGCAGCACUCAGGCUCCACUGUGUUAAACCCCUCUACAGAUAUGUCUGGAGUGUUUCUUCUCUCAAGUUUCAACACAGCAGCUUUCUGAAAACCUCUAACAUUUCACAGGUCCUGAAUUUUUGAUGCUGAUAUAUUGCUCAGAGUACCAUGAACAGAUUUGUGUGGACAGAGAUAAAUUCUUCUGUUUAAAAGGGGAAAGGCAGUAAAAAUCAGAAGUGUUCUUCUCACGUAGCCUCCCACUCCUUGUGUUCCUUGUUUGUAUUUUUUACCAAUUCCAACCUGUCAGGCUGUGCUGCUUCCAGUUCAUGGCCAGAACACCCUGGGGAUGAUAAGGAGUGGUGGGGCUCACUCACCUUUGUCCUCGAGGCAUUAGCAGGUGAAAUGUGCUGGGUGUUCGCAAGGGACAGUGCUCAUGGGCUGAGCUUUGGAAACAUCAAACUCAUUUUUAUCAGUCCCUGAAUAGGGUUAAAACUCAUGGGUGAUGAAGAACUUUUGCAUCCUCGUGGUUCUUAAAAGAUCUCUUGAUUUCUCCCUCAUGUUUCUGUUGUUCAGUUAACACCCUCUGGUCUGGUUUUGAUGUGAAAUAAAGUUGGGUCCUGUGGAGCCCUAUUUCUGUUUCGGGACAUUUUCCACAAUUCUUAAUUUGCACAGUGUUUUAGAGUCUUUGCAAGGCAUAUCUCCCAUGAUUUUUAUUUUAACUGCAUGGUUCGUGUAUUAAAAAUUAUUAAAUAAUUCUCCUAUUCUCCUAUUUUAGGAAGAAGUUUUUCCUUACCCAGAAAUUAGCAAUGAAGAACUGGCAGAAAUCAACCAGUUUGUGGGACCUGUUGAAAAGUUCUUCAAUGAAGAAGUGGACUCGAAGAAAAUCGAUCAAGAUGCAAAAAUCCCACCCGAAACCUUACAAGGACUGAAGGACCUGGGUCUCUUUGGCAUGCAGAUUCCAGAGGAAUAUGGUGGGCUGGGCCUGUCAAACACCAUGUAUGCACGUCUGGGAGAAAUCAGCUCCCUGGAUGGCUCCAUUGCAGUGACCCUGGCAGCUCACCAGGCCAUUGGGCUGAAGGGGAUCCUCAUUGCUGGCACCGAGGAGCAGAAGGCCAAGUACCUGCCCCGCCUGGCCUCGGGGGAGCACAUUGCUGCCUUCUGCCUCACCGAGCCCGGCAGUGGGAGUGAUGCUGCAUCCAUCCAGACAAGGGCAACCCUGAGUGAAGAUGGGAAACACUUCCUGUUAAAUGGCUCCAAGGUCUGGAUCUCCAAUGGUGGCCUGGCCAGUAUUUUCACAGUGUUUGCCAGGACAGAGAUUGUGGACAAGGACGGGCAGGUGAAGGAUAAAAUCACUGCUUUCAUCGUGGAGCGGGACUUCGGGGGCGUCACCCAUGGGAAACCCGAGGAUAAACUGGGCAUUCGAGGCUCCAACACCUGUGAAGUACAUUUUGAAAACACCAAAGUGCCUAUAGAGAAUGUAAUUGGAGAAGUUGGAGGGGGAUUUAAGGUUGCCAUGAAUAUCCUCAACAGUGGAAGAUUUAGCAUGGGCAGUGCAUCUGCUGGAAUGAUUAAGAAGUUGAUAGAACUGACAUCAGAGUAUGCUUGCACCAGGAAACAAUUCAAUAAGAAACUCAGCCAGUUUGGAUUAAUUCAGGAGAAGUUUUGUUUGAUGGCUGUGAAAGCCUAUGUGAUGGAGAGCACGGCUUACCUGACUGCAGGGAUGAUGGACAGGCCAGGCUUCCCUGACUGCUCCGUCGAGGCUGCCAUGGUCAAGGUGUUCAGCUCUGAAGGUGCCUGGGCAUGUGUGAGUGAGGCUCUGCAGAUCCUUGGAGGCCUUGGCUACAUGAAGGAUUAUCCUUAUGAACGCUACCUCAGAGACACCAGGAUCCUGCUCAUCUUUGAGGGCACCAAUGAAAUCCUGAGAAUGUACAUUGCACUGACAGGGAUGCAGCAUGCAGGGAAGAUCUUAACUGACAAAAUUAAAGCAAUCAAGAAAGGAAACGUGGGAGUGGCGCUGGGGGAGUUCCUGACCAGGUUACAGGACACCCUGGGCAGGAAGGUGGAUCUGGGGCUUGUAGGUGACAGUGGGGUGGUGCAUCCCAGCCUCCAGGAGAAUGCCAAGAAACUUGAAGAAAACGUUUAUUAUUUUGGAACUACAGUCAGGGGCCUGCUAAGUAGGUUUGGCAAGACAAUAGUGGAUGAGCAGCUGGUGCUGAAGAGAGUGGCAGAUGUGGUGAUUAAUUUGUAUGCAAUGACUGCAGCCAUCUCCCGGGCCAGCCGCUCCAUCAGCAUCGGGCUCAGGAACCAUGACCACGAGGUGCUUCUUACAAAUAUCUUCUGCACAGAAGCCUAUUUCAAGAAUAAUUAUGCCAUGGCUCAAUUAGAAAAAUAUGCUGAUGAAAACCUGGAUGAUUCCAUUAAAAAAGCUGCAAAGCAGAUCCUGGAGAAGAGGGCAUACAUCUGCUCUCACCCUCUGGACAGGACCUUCUGAUUCCUCCCUGAGAGCAGGCACUCAUGAAUGUCAGUCAGGGAGGAAUUUGCUGCAGUUCCAGUAUUUGGCAUCUUAAAAGCAUCUGUUAUUUAAUGUCUUUACUAAAUGUAACUGUGUAAAAUAAAACUUCUUUCUAACCAAAA